Molecule: messenger RNA, 2363 nt
Organism: Pipra filicauda (Wire-tailed manakin)
Lineage: Eukaryota; Metazoa; Chordata; Aves; Passeriformes; Pipridae
Gene: CHAT
Product: choline O-acetyltransferase
Exons: 16
Coding region: 245-2263 (672 amino acids)
Biological process (GO): acetylcholine biosynthetic process; neuromuscular synaptic transmission
Cellular component (GO): cytoplasm; neuron projection
Molecular function (GO): choline O-acetyltransferase activity
Source: RefSeq, a predicted model, not a curated record
GCGCGGGGCGGGGAGGAGCCAGGCAGCGGCGGAGACGAGCCGCCCUCCGCACGCCCCCGCCCAGAGGGGACCUGGCCGCGGAGGAGGCGGCGGUACCUUGGACAGAGCCGCCGCGACUCGAGAGCCCGCCCGGCAGCCGCUCCGGAGCGCCCCGACGAGCAGAACUGAGGCGUGAGGCUCCAUAAGUGCCCCCAAGUGGCUUCAAUUUCUGCCCUCAACAAAAGAUACCAAAAGAAAUGCAGAAAUGCCUGACCUAGAAAAAAACACGCAGAAGAAAGAGAAAGAUACAUGCAGUAAAGAUGAGACAAUACUGUUGCUCCAAAACAGGAUGAGGAAAAGGAAGUAUAAACAGAAAUGCUUUAUCAAGCCAUCUAGGGGUGUUCCAGACAGACUGACAGCAAAGGCAGUGCCAAAACUUCCAGUUCCACCACUGCAACAGACCUUAGGCAUGUACCUACAGUGCAUGAAACACUUGGUGCCAGAGGAGCAAUUUAAGAAGACCAAGGUCAUAGUGGAGCAGUUUGGAAUUCCAGGAGGCCUGGGAGAAUCCUUGCAGAAAAUGCUUGAGGAAAGAAGGGAAAAGACGAUGAACUGGGUGUUUAACUACUGGCUGGAUGACAUGUACCUCAACAACCGGCUAGCUCUUCCAGUCAAUUCCAGCCCAGCAAUUAUCUUUGCUCGUCAGUAUUUCAAGGAUGUAAAUGACCAGCUGAGGUUUGCCGCUAAUCUCAUUUCAGGAGUGCAAGACUACAAAGCUUUACUGGACACCCAUGCUUUACCUGCUGAUUUUUCUCGUGGACAGCUGUCUGGUCAUCCUCUCUGUAUGAAGCAAUACUAUGGACUCUUUUCUUCCUAUCGCCUUCCAGGACCUACCAAAGAUACCCUUGUGGCCCAGAAAAGCAAUGUAAUGCCAGAACCAGAACACAUCAUUGUUGCUUGUAACAAUCAGUUCUUUGUUUUGGAUGUUGUCAUUAAUUUCCGUCGCCUCAGUGAGGGAGAUCUUUUCACUCAGUUACAAAAGAUAGCCAAAAUGGCAGAGAACGAAGAGGAAAUGCUGCCUCCAAUUGGCCUGCUGACAACAGAUGGAAGAACAGAGUGGGCAGAGGCCAGAACGAUCCUUAUGAAAGACUCUACUAACCGGGACUCCCUUGACAUGAUUGAACGGUGCAUAUGCCUGGUGUGCCUGGACAGCCCCAGUGGGGUGGAACUCAAUGACACAAACAUGGCAUUGCAACUGCUGCACGGAGGAGGCUACCAUAGGAACGGGGCCAAUCGCUGGUAUGACAAACCUAUGCAGUUUGUGGUAGGAAGAGAUGGAGUCUGCGGCACCGUGUGUGAACAUUCCCCUUUCGAUGGCAUCGUGAUGGUGCAGUGCACUGAAUAUUUGCUCAAGCACGUGAAAGAAAAUUCCAAGAAAUUAGUCCGAGCUGAUUCAGUGAGCGAGCUUCCUGCUCCACGGAGACUAAGAUGGAAAUGUUCCCCUGAAAUUCAGACACAUUUGGCAUCAUCAGCAGAAAAACUUCAAAGGAUGGUGGAAAAUCUGGAUUUUAUUGCCUACAAGUUUGAGCACUAUGGAAAGGAAUUUAUUAAGAAACAAAAGGUUAGCCCAGAUGCCUACAUUCAAGUAGCACUUCAGCUGGCAUUCUACAGAUGCCACAGGAGACUCGUCCCGACCUAUGAAAGUGCUUCCCUGCGCCGAUUCGAUGAGGGCCGAGUGGACAAUAUCAGGUCUUCUACCUCAGAAGCAUUUGCUUUUGUAAAAGCAAUGACUGAUGACAAGACAGCUGUAUCGGAUUCUGAGAAGAUGCAGAGAUUUAAGGACGCAAUUACAGCUCAGACUAAUUACUCUAUUCUGGCUAUUACUGGAAUGGCAAUAGACAAUCACCUGCUGGGGCUCAGAGAGGUGGCACGGGAACACUUCAAGGAACUGCCAGAGAUAUUUACAGAUGAGACAUAUUUGACAAGCAAUCGAUUCAUCCUCUCAACCAGCCAGGUUCCAACUACUAUGGAAAUGUUCUGCUGCUAUGGGCCUGUGGUGCCCAAUGGAUAUGGGGCAUGUUAUAACCCUCAGCCAGAGCACAUAUUAUUCUGCAUCUCAAGCUUUAAAGAAUGUAAAGAAACCUCCUCAGUCACGUUUGCAAAAGCUGUGGAAGAAAGUCUCCUAGCAAUGAGAGAUCUGUGCAACAAAUGCAAUUCUGCUGUGGCAAAGCCACCUGCUAAACAAGAUGCAGCCACACAGCUGCAGAGUGCCAGCAAACACUAAGAAGAUGUGGGAAUUAUUCUCCUGAUCCACCUUAUGAAGAAACAUGACAUAGUUGUUCAAAGGCAAGAUCGUACUAGUAAUAGAACAGUGUACAACCAAA